Molecule: messenger RNA, 1065 nt
Organism: Zea mays
Lineage: Eukaryota; Viridiplantae; Streptophyta; Magnoliopsida; Poales; Poaceae
Product: carboxy-lyase
Biological process (GO): cytokinin biosynthetic process
Cellular component (GO): nucleus; cytosol
Molecular function (GO): hydrolase activity, hydrolyzing N-glycosyl compounds
Source: RefSeq, marked validated
GACCUCGUAAAGGGAAUAUCCACAGACCUCUCUGUCUCUCCCUCUCCCGUGGGUAGCAGGGUGGGUAGCUCUCCUCCUCCUCCUCCCCCUCCCCGGCCGUGGUCCGUGGGUAUGGAGGAGAAUCAAGAGAAGUUUGCUCCGGAGAGCAGCGGCGGCGACGGUGGUGGCUCGGUGAGAACGAUCUGCGUCUUCUGCGGCAGCAGGCCGGGGAACCGGCCGUCCUUCAGCGCUGCGGCGCUCGACCUGGGGAAGCAGCUGGUCGAGAGGCAGAUGAACCUGGUGUACGGCGGCGGCAGCGGCGGGCUGAUGGGCCUGGUGUCCAAGGCCGUCUACGAAGGCGGCCGCCACGUCCUCGGGGUCAUCCCUACCGCCCUCCUACCUGAAGAGGUGUCAGGGGAGACAUUGGGAGAGGUGAAAGUGGUCAGGGACAUGCAUCAGCGCAAGGCGGAAAUGGCGAAACAUGCCGACGCUUUCAUCGCCCUGCCAGGUGGUUACGGGACAAUCGAAGAACUGCUGGAGAUCAUAGCGUGGGCGCAGCUGGGCAUCCACAGCAAACCGGUGGGGUUGCUCAACGUGGACGGCUACUACAACAGCCUGCUCUCGCUGUUCGACAAGGCUGUCGAGGAGGGCUUCAUCGACACCAAGGCACGGAACAUCUUCGUCCUCGCUGACACCGCCGCCGACCUGCUGACUAGGCUCACCAUGAUGGCGCGCCUGGCAGCCGACGACGACGAUGCUACUACUACCCCCAGAGGAGACGGAGACGGAGACGGAGACGAACACAAGGGGGCCACCACCGCUGCAGGCGUCAAAAGGAAAAGGGGCUAGAUCGAUUAUAGUUGUUGCUGUUGUUGUUGUAUUCUUGUGCCUAUCCAUCCGUGCAUGCAUGCAUGUAUCCUCUCUAGCUUUCUAGUAGGUUUCGUUCCUGCAUGCAAUCUGUGGAUCCUGCUGUAACCAAGCUAGUACGUAUCUCCUAAGUACUAACUACUAGUGAAGCUGCAGUGUGUACCUGUCGUGAUUAAUUAAUAAUAAGCCAUGCAGCUACAUAUUUAUUUGAUGUACAUC